UGUUGCUGAUAGUAACAGUCUUGUAUUUGUCAUUCACGCAGCACCAGACUGAGAUUUCUCUCCCUGUCUCUUGAGGCAAAGAUGAACGCCUUAAUGGACACCAUGUCGGGUUUUGGGGUGAGCACCACCCACUACCUGCAGACAAACUAUAAGGAUGCCCAGGGUUUGUUUCUCUGGGUCUCCUGGGCGGCAGACCUGAGGAACACCUUCUUCAUCUUCUUCCCUCUUUGGUUCCACCUGCGUUCACCAGUGGCUAUCAAGCUCAUAUGGGUGGCUGUGAUCGGAGACUGGCUUAAUUUGGUGUUCAAAUGGAUUCUGUUUGGUGAAAGGCCUUACUGGUGGGUCCAUGAGGCGGCUUAUUAUGCAAACACAGUUCGUCCUCACAUCGAGCAGUACCCUAUGACCUGCGAGACCGGGCCAGGCAGCCCUUCAGGCCACGCUAUGGGAGCUGCAGGAGUCUACUACACCCUUGUGACCUCCAUCCUCGCCAUAAUGACCACCAAGAAGAAAUUUGGAUUCAAGAAAACCACCAACAAAGAUUGGUAUCUGAAGGUUGCUUUGUGGACAGUGUUUUGGGGCGUCCAGGUGUGUGUCUGCCUCUCAAGGGUCUUCAUCGCCGCCCACUUCCCACACCAGGUCGUAGCUGGUGUAAUCACAGGUAUUAUCGUGGCUGAAGCCUUCAACAGAACUCAGUUGAUCUACAGCGCCAGCAUGAAGAAAUACUUCUACACGACUCUCUUCUUGACUUCCUUCGCUGUUGGUUUCUACCUGCUGCUUAAAGCUGUGGGAGUGGACCUGCUCUGGACCCUUGAGAAGGCUCAGAAGUGGUGUGUGAAGCCUGAGUGGGUCCACAUGGAUUCUACACCCUUCGCCAGCCUGCUGCGUAACAUGGGCACGCUUUUCGGCCUGGGCCUGGGCCUGCACUCACCCCUCUACACCGAGACCAAGAAAAGCAGCAGCUCGGUGGUCAAAGUACUGAGCGUCAUCAGCACUCUGUUCCUACUGCACCUGUUUGACUCCUUUAAGCCUCCCACACACACCGCAGCUCUGUUCUACCUUCUGUCCUUCUGCAAGAGUGCCACCGUGCCUCUGGUCACAGUGAGCAUCAUUCCGUACUGCGUGAAGGGAGCUCUGAGCCUGCAGAACAAAAAGGGAGUUUGAGAAAAGAACUCAGAUUGGACACAUUAAUAUGUGGAGCCUAUUCCGGAUUGAAAAAAAAGUUCCUCAGGUGCUUGUGACUUUAAAUGUCCAACUGCUUCUCAGGGAAGUGCCAAUGAGAUCAAUGUGAAUUUGUCCCUGGUGUGAUUUGGACACUCUUUGUGACUAUGUGAAAGCACUAUCCAGGAUGCUGAGUGGCACUUACGAAGACCAAUUAUGAGUUUAGCAAAAUAUGAUAAUUCAAUUUGUUGAGUCCUGGAAAAAACAUAACAAUGAACACACAAGCUGCAGUUGUUAUGUUUAACCUCAUCUUGGAGACAAUGGCCGUCACUUACCACUUUCAUAUGGUAUUUCAACUGUAUUAGUAAUGUAUUUUAAAUGUUAUAGAAAGUAUUUUUGAAACUGUUUUAAAUAUUUUUAAUAAAAAAUAUAUUGAAAAUGUAUUAAAUCACGUGGCUUAUAUUUGACUUUA
This is a messenger RNA of Eleginops maclovinus (Patagonian blennie), 1630 nucleotides long. RefSeq names its product glucose-6-phosphatase catalytic subunit 1a, tandem duplicate 2 (gene g6pc1a.2). Gene Ontology annotation, molecular function: glucose-6-phosphatase activity. Gene Ontology annotation, cellular component: membrane. The transcript is spliced from 5 exons. Gene Ontology annotation, biological process: gluconeogenesis; glucose 6-phosphate metabolic process. The record is from RefSeq and is a predicted model, not a curated record. Bases 82 to 1161 code for a protein of 359 amino acids. Lineage: Eukaryota; Metazoa; Chordata; Actinopteri; Perciformes; Eleginopidae.